CACCGCAGAAGAAGUGUAAGUAUUGUAAACACAGGGAUAUGGCUGACGAGAGGGGUGGAGGUGAGGACAACAUAAACGACAACAUGGGGAACCAGUUACAGCUUUUACCAGACCAUGAGGCAGAGGAGGAGGAGGAUGACAUGGAGACUGAAGACCGAGACAAUGAAGACGCAGAGAAACCAAACCUCAUCACCUUCGACCCUAGUCUUCCCACAUCACAUGCUUACCUGGGCUCAGACAUGGAGGAGUUUCAUGGCCGCACAGUUCACGAUGACGACAGCUGUCAGACCAUCCCUGUGCUGCCACACACUUCUGUGAUGCUGGUGCCAGGCCAGACGCUGCCUCUACAGCUGUUCAGGCCACAGGAGGUCAGCAUGAUGCGGAGCAUCAUCCAGAAAGACCGCACCUUCGCCGUGCUCGCAAAUAGCGAUGCAGGUGAGCCGCAGGCCGAGUUUGGGACAACAGCUGAAAUCUAUGCAUACCGAGAAGAGCAGGAAUAUGGCAUCGAAACCGUCAAAGUGAAAGCUAUCGGUAGGCAGAGAUUCAAGGUCCAUGAAAUCAGAACUCAAGCUGACGGGAUCAGACAAGCCAAAGUACAGAUACUUCCAGAACGAAUCCUUCCAGAUCCCCUCUCCGCGGUGCAGCUCACUCCCCUAUCUAGGCUCCACAUGCAUCCUUCAUCCAAACCUCCGACUCAGAGCUGUAAACAAACCCAGCACUGGUGGAAUAACUACCAGCAGAGGAAGUUUCACUGUGCCCGUCUGACACCAUGGCCACCCUGGGUCUACGCUCUCUACGACUCUGAGUCGCUAAUGAACAGAGUGAAGAAACAGCUCCAUGAAUGGGAUGAGAAUCUGAAGGAUGACUCCCUCCCUACGAACGCCGUAGACUUCUCCUACCGAGUGGCGGCCUGUCUGCCCAUAGACGACGCUCUGCGGCUUCAGCUGCUGAAGAUCGGCAGCGCCAUCCAGAGACUUCGCUGUGAGCUGGACAUCAUGGACCGGUGCACAUCACUGUGCUGUAAGCAGUGUCAGGACACAGAGAUCACCACAAAAAACGAGAUCUUCAGCCUUUCUCUGUACGGGCCCAUGGCGGCAUACGUCAACCCUCACGGUUAUGUCCAUGAAACUCUGACUGUCUACAAAGCCAACAACCUUAACCUGGUCGGCAGGCCAUCCACACUGCACAGCUGGUUUCCAGGGUACGCCUGGACAAUUGCUCAGUGCCGAACCUGCGGUUCUCACAUGGGUUGGAAGUUCACAGCCGCAAAGAAGGACUUGUCUCCUCCUCGUUUCUGGGGUCUGACACGCUCGGCCAUGCUGCCCCGUAUCCCCCAGGGCGAGGGGGAAGAGGGGAGAGAUGGCUCUCGUCUCUUCUGUCUGUGAUGUUGGACUAUAUGUAUUUAAAAAAAACAGCUAAAAAAAACCUGCUAACCCCCUCAAACCUGGAUCUUAAAAUACACUUGCUGAAAUUACAUUUAAUUAUCAACUGCCCCUGGCAUAAGAUCCAUCAUAUGGCGGAUGGCUUAUUUGGCUUUUGAGAGGCACUCUGAAACUGAAUUCAAACAGGAAGCAGCCAGUGAUUUGAUGUUUUUGUAAUGCAGAGACACGAUAAGAGAACUUACUGAUUCUGAUGAAGUGAGGAGGAAAUGGAGGGUAGCAGAUAGAACAAAUGACAUGGUUACAUCCCAGCAUGCACCUCUGUCCAGCUGAUUUCUUGCCGACUGCAUACAUAAAGACACUCAUCUGUGCUCAGUGCAUUCUUUUCUUUCAUCUUCUUUCCUCUGUAUGGUAAAGAGUGUGAAUGCAUGCAACUGAGAUGAGGAUAUCUUUAGCAGGCAGAGUUAGCCACUAUAAUCAGUAAUGAAAUCAACCAGUUUAUCCAUAUUCACUUUGAGAUCCUUUAUUGCCCACGUGUGUUUUCUGAUGUCAUUUGAGCUGUUGUAGGUCUGUAGAGGAAACUGUUGGAGCUAAAGUGAACUUCUGUACGUGUAGUUCUGUCACUAGAGGAGAUAUUUUGAAUCUUGGAAUUAAAUAGGAUGUAUUUUUAUAUGCAAGAAGAUUGAAGAAGUAAUUUAACAUACUUAUCCAGGUGUGCUUUGAGUGUAAUAUACUUGAUGUAAUCUGUGUCUGUUUUGUAUUCAAGGUAGGCUCAUUGUCCAAUCAGACAGUACGCUCUGGGGAAACAAGCUUUAUCCCUGGUUGCACAUGUGAAAAUGAGAGGAGUUUGAUGCCUUGAUGGCAGACUUUUAUUUUUUUAAAAGAGCUUAUCAACGCAGAGAGCGAGAGGAGCAUUUCCCUGUCUUCAUUUGAGUUUCAUUCUGUGUGGCACGUUACAAUGGUGUGUCUCCACCACAUAUCAGUGUCUUUUGAUAAGGUCGAUGAAUCAGUGAACCCCAGACUUGAAUGAAAGAUUGUAAACGAUAAAGUGAUGGAAAGAUUUAAAAUAUAUAUCACAUUUUUUCUGAUUGUCUUUGUUUUAUGGUCCCACAGUUUUCAGGAUUUGAUUGCUUGCACUUUGUUGCAAGUCGCUGGCUCUCUUUAUUCAAAUGUGAGUGUAAAUAAGAGGCAGUUCAAGCAUUUGUUCUGUAAUAUAACUGGUGUUUUUACUGUUAAAAGAGUCCGACUCUUAUUUCACAUAUCUCCUUGUGUCUCAGAGUAUUGUUAGAAAAUAAUUUAUACAUUUCAAUUUUCUUUUUGAAUGUUCUCCUUUUUUUUUUUCUUGUGGAACAGUUUUUUUUCAUUACAUAGGAAACAUAGUUUUUAAAUACCGUUUUUGUUCUCAUUGAACAAUUAAGAUACAUCCUGUAAGUUAGUGAGAUCUAAGGGACCUGGUAGAAGAAAGCUAGCAGUUUAAAUGAUCCUACAGAUAUUAGAGUGGUGUUUCACACCAUGUAUGGCAUUAAAGCUAAUUAUCUUAAUCGUUAAGAUCUCACAACUAGUCUUUAAAUAGGGGAAAUAAAGAUGUUUACAUGUUAUUCUUAAAGCCU
Messenger RNA from Labrus bergylta (ballan wrasse), 2989 nucleotides. RefSeq names its product cereblon (gene crbn). Lineage: Eukaryota; Metazoa; Chordata; Actinopteri; Labriformes; Labridae. Gene Ontology annotation, cellular component: Cul4A-RING E3 ubiquitin ligase complex. The record is from RefSeq and is a predicted model, not a curated record. Gene Ontology annotation, biological process: protein ubiquitination.